AUGGGGAAAGCAACUAGUGUCAAAGACGUUGAUCAGCAUGAAAUGGUUCGUCAUAUUGCUCAUUUCUUAAAAAAAAGUGGUAAAGUUAAAGUACCUGAUUGGUCUGAUCUUGUGAAAAUGGGAAGUUACAAGGAACUUGCACCUAUUGAUGUGGAUUGGUAUUAUACCAGAACAGCCAGUAUUGCUCGUCGUCUUUACAUUCGCUCUCCAACAGGAGUUGGUGCAUUACGACGAGUUUAUGGUGGAAGUAAGAGACGAGGUGUAGCUCCCAAUCAUUUUUGCAAGGCCUCAGGGUCAGUUAUUCGAAAGGCACUGCAAACAUUGGAAGCUAUCAAAUGGGUUGAAAAACAUCCAGAUGGUAACGGAAGGAUACUUUCUCGUCAAGGACGAAAAGAUUUAGAUCGAAUUGCUGCACAGGUACGCCAAAAUACGGCAGAAUUGGAAUAA
Thelazia callipaeda (thelaziosis nematode) is the source of this 447-nucleotide messenger RNA. The record is from the annotation of a GenBank genome assembly. NCBI's taxonomy places the organism in Eukaryota, Metazoa, Nematoda, Chromadorea, Rhabditida, Thelaziidae.